ACAGGGAUUCCUGGGUCCAAAGGGCAUGCUGGCUCCUGGCUGUUUUUCCUUGGUGGUGGUGGGAUCAUUCCUUUCCUGGCUCUGGGGUGGCUUAUUUCAAGUCCAGCGGGAUAGCAAAACUGAACAAUCCCUUUGGUGCCCUACAAUUACCCUAUGUGCACAGUCCUACCCAAUCACCUGGGUGGGAAUUACAAGACCAUGGGGAGAAAGGCCACACAAAAGCAGUCAGUCCCUUCCACCACCGGCCUUAAGGCUCCCUGUUGCUAGGGUACGGCUCUAUUCCUUGAUAGAGUCUCUAAACACUGCCUAUGCUUUUGUAAAUCGUUCCUUUAUUUGACUCUCCUCAAAUUACCCUCGUUGAGAGCGAGCCAUCUGUUUCCUGCCCAUAUGGACAGAAAAAGCUUAGUGAGUCUGAAGAACAGAAACGGCAGUAUGGCUGAAGUGGAUAAGCAAGGGAGAGAGUAGUACAGUUGAGAAGAGAGGGGCCUGCCCUUUAGGUAGGCCGUGGCUAGAUCACUGUGGAUGGAAAGAUUAGUUGAAUGAGCGAAAACACACACGUAUGUGUGCAUGCGUGCAUGAAUGAGUAAACGAGUGGACAAACCAAGGAAUGAAUGAAGUGUGUGGUAAGCUGGGCCUCUUGCCCCCCAACAGAGUAACAGCCAGGUAGACUUCCCAACGCGAUUUGUGUUCUCUACCUGGCAGGAUGCUGGAGGCCUCCAAGCAGGAGGAGUCGGAGCUGAGCUCUGAGGCGCCGUGCACGGGGGCCUGCCACGCGCAGCGCGUCCUGCAGACCCUCAACGCGUACAGGCGGAGCGGCACCCUCACCGACGUGGUGCUGCGCGCUGGCGGCCGCGACUUCCCGUGCCACCGUGCCGCACUCAGCGCGGGGAGCGCCUACUUCCGCAGCCUGUUUGCUGCCGGUCGGCCGCAGCGCUGCCUGGCUGUGGUGCCGGUGGCGCCCGAGGGGCCGGGUGCGGGGCUCGCCGAGGCGGCCACGGCCGCAGCGAUGGCCGUGGUACUCGAUUACGUGUACGGCGCGGGUGUGCGGCUGUGCGCCGAGGACCAGGCAGCCGCAGUGCUGGCGCUGGCCGAGCGGCUGGGUGUGGCGGGUCUGCGCGAGGCCUGCGCGCGCUUCCUCGAGGGCCGCCUGCGCGCCGCCAACAGUCUGGCGCUGCGCCGCGUGGCCGCCGCCUUCUCGCUUGCCUCGCUGGCCGAGCGCUGCGGCCGCGUGCUGCGCCAGGCCUUCGCCGAGGUGGCGCACCACGCCGACUUCCUGGAGCUGGCAGCCGACGAGGUGGCAGCGUUGCUGGCCGACCCGGCACUGGGCGUGGCCCGAGAGGAGGCCGUAUUCGAGGCGGCCAUGCGCUGGGUGCGCCACGACGCACCGGCCCGCCGGGGACAGCUGCGGCGCCUACUGGAGCACGUGCGCCUGCCGCUGCUGGCUCCUGCCUACUUCUUGGAGAAGGUGGAGGCGGACGAGCUGCUGCAGGCGUGUGGCGAGUGCCGCCCAUUGCUGCUCGAGGCCCGCGCCUGCUUCAUCCUGGGCCGGGAGGUCGGUGCGCUGCGAACCCGGCCGCGGAGAUUCAUGGACCUAGCGGAAGUGAUCGUAGUCAUCGGCGGCUGUGACCGCAAGGGGCUUCUGAGGCUGCCCUUCGCCGACGCCUACCACCCAGAGAGCCGGCGCUGGACCCCACUGCCCAGCCUGCCGGGCUACACGCGCUCAGAGUUCGCCGCCUGCGCCCUCCGCAACGACGUCUACGUUUCCGGAGGCCACAUCAACAGCCGUGAUGUGUGGAUGUUUAGCUCCCAUCUGCACACCUGGAUCAAGGUGGCCUCACUGCACAAGGGCAGGUGGAGGCACAAGAUGGCCGUCAUUCAAGGCCAGCUGUUCGUGGUGGGCGGCUUUGACGGCCUGCGGCGCCUGCGCAGCGUGGAGCGCUACGACCCCUUCUCCAACACUUGGGCGGCCGCCGCGCCCCUCCCGGAGGCGGUGAGCUCUGCCGCUGUGGCGCCCUGCGCCGGCCAGCUCUACGUGAUCGGGGGCGCGGGCCAGGACGGCGUCAACACCGACAAGGUGCAGUGCUUUGACCCCCAGGAGGACCAGUGGAGCCUGAGGUCACCAGCCCCCUUCUCACAGCGGUGUUUAGAAGCCGUCUCCCUUGAGGACACCAUCUAUGUGGUGGGGGGCCUCAUGAGCAAAAUCUUCACCUAUGACCCUGGCACAGAUGUCUGGGGGGAGGCAGCUGUCCUCCCCAACCCUGUGGAGAGCUGCGGUGUGACUGUGUGUGAUGGGAAGAUCCAUAUCCUUGGCGGGCGGGAUGAUCGCGGGGAUAGCACCGAUAGGGUCUUCACCUUUGACCCCAGCAGUGGCCAAGUGGAGGCCCAGCCGUCCCUACAGCGCUGCACCAGCUCCCACGGCUGCGUCACCAUCGUCCAGAGCCUGGGCAGGUGACUCAGACCUGGAUGGCCUCAGCCAGGAGGCUGAGUGGAGUGGGGACACAGGGGUACCACUCUGUUCCCCUCAUGGUCCCUCCAUGUAAAUAGCCCUUAAUUUAUGGCCUCCUUUUCUUACAGAAAUAAAACCUCAUUCAAAGGUUGGGUCAGUUCCAGCUUGAGCUUGCUCUGCCUUGAGAAGUAAUCCCCAGUAUCUGCCCCCUGCUUUUACCCUUUACAAAGAAGGCACUUUCAUGUAUGACUUCAUUCACCUUCACAACAGCAGUGUGGGCAUUUUAAAAAAUUAUGAAAUGUUUCAUACAUUCAGAGUUCAUAUAUUUUUGUACAGUUUAAGAAUAAAAUGAAUAUCAAAUAGAAAACUAAAUAGACAUAUACAGAGGCUCAUUAAUGAGCGAACACAUCUAAGGACUAGGAAUAACAGAACUGUGAAACAGUGAGGAAGGAAACCCGAGCUCUGGGGUUCAGACUCUCUAGGGUAACCAACCAGUUGCCAUCAAGUCGAUUCUGACUCAUGGUGACCCCGUGUACGCAAAGUAGAACUGCACUUCUCAGGAUUUUCAAGGCUGUGACCUUUUGGAAGCGGAUCACCAGGGAUGGACUUGAAUUGCCAACCUUUGCAGUUAGCAGCUGAGCACUUAAGCAUUUGUGCUACCCUGGGACUCCCUUUAUAGGGUAAAGGGAUUGGAAAUAGCUUCCAAACCAGGCUCACUGCUAUAAGCCUGGGCCAGAGUAGGACUCCACUCAUGUAAGAGGCUGAAACAAAAUGGAAAAAUAGCUGUGAACCCUGAGCAGCCGUGGGGAGGCUUACAGCAGGCUCAGCAUGUGGGCGCCAGAGCCACAGGCCUUUGAGAACCAGGACACUGGGCUCAGGCCUGAGGCCCCAGGACCAGCAACAUAAAACUGUGGAAAGGAGGGGUGAGCUCAGAGGAAGAGAGCAGGAACAAAAGAUGCCAGAAACAGAUCCUGUGAGGCAGAGGCCCAGCGUUCAGGUUCCCUGCCUGUGGCUCUGAGGCCCGCAGGAGCCCACCAGACCCCAUCUGCAGGCUCCCCCUCAUUUGCACUCAGAUUGCCUUUUGAAGAGGAACUAUCAUCUGCUCCUCAUAUCUCCCUCUAGCAUGGGCUAGCCCCACGCCCCUCUCCAUCUUCCAAAGCCCCAGGGCCUUAUCUGUGGGGUCUUCCCAGCUGCGGCUGGCCCAUCACAGCCCAGCACAAAGGCCCCUGUCCCAGCUGAGCUCCAGCCCAACGAUUAUCCCAGAUUAGGGAACUGUGACCAUCUGGGCAAAGCUGAUAAUGGCAGAAGGAAGAAGGGAGUGGGCAGAAGCCCAGCCCCUCUGGGCCUGCCUGCCCCCAUCCCCACUGGUAACACCCAGGACAAAGCAAAGAAGGUGCCGCUGUUGCUUGCCUACCCAGGCAGAAGCCCGACAGGAAAAGGUGGGGUUGAAUCCAGGGCAAGCUGUCCCUGAGGAAAUGGGCAUCUCCUCCGGGCUGGGCACCUUCUGUGUGCCAAGCAGAGUGCCCCAUCUCCUGCAGCCUUCCACUCCUGCCACUGUAGCCCUUCUGACCCCACGCUGACCUUUCGUUCGUUCCCCCAUGCACUCUUUCAUGCAUGUGUAGAUGCCAUUUCCUGCUUUGUCUGCCAGGGCCAAAUGACACCCUCCACCCCUGGAGUUGGCCACUCUUCUGUGCCCCUUCCUUAUCUGUGCCCCAUCACCUGCCAUAUGGCCAGGACUUUAUAUGUGACUCCUCUAGUCUUCCCUGACAUGCCCACAGGAUGCCCUUUGAGGCAGGGAAGUUGUCUGCUACAUCUCGGUGUCCCCCAGUGCUUUGCACAAGGCUUCCCCCCGAAUACACUAAGAAAAAGUGUCCUGGAUUUCUACCUCCUUAUACCUGUGAGGAAACCCUGGUGGGUUUGGUUUUGGUUUGGAAUACCUGUGAGGUAGGUGCUAUUGCCCCUCUUUACAAAUAAAGACACAGAGACUCGGAGCUAAGAAGUGACUCGCCAGCAUCACCAGCUGGUGAAUGGUCCACCUGUCUCCAAAGCUUGCUCUCUCCUCGCUGCCUCACCCAGGCUCUGCUAAUCUGAUAAAGCUAAUCUUGUCCACCGUAGGAAACCCCAUCCUGAUGUGCUGAGAUUGUCCCUGCCAUUAGGGGCCUCCAAUUUGAUUUUAUAUCCCCGAUGAGUGAAGAUACAGGAACACAAGCAAAAGGUGACACCAUAUGUAUUCUAAUCUCCUAGGACGAUUGAUUGGCUAGACUGAGAGCACGUAUGGAGGGUCCCCCUGCUCCUAGUCCACUGCACUUUUGACAAUAGGAUGCCUCCUGAAUGGGGCUGGGGGAGGAGGUGUCAUCAUCCGGUGGGCAGACAGACCACAUGUCCUGAGCACUGAACCCUGAGCCACCUAGGAAUGCCAUCCUUUUCCCCCUGAAGACUUACCUCUUGGCAUACUAUCAGGAUCCACUGGACCCAAAUUUAGUUUGAGUUUCUUUUUUGAGCAGUUGUAACUAUUUGUAAAGAUUAAUAUGUUGUGACUAUUGCUCUUUCUUGGAAACCCUGGUGGCAUAGUGGUUAAAAGCUACAGCUGCUAACCAAAAGGUCGGCGGUUUGAAUCCACCAGGCUCCUUGGAAACCCUGUGGGGCAGUUCUACUGUCCUAUAGGGUCACUGAGUCAGAAUUGACUCAGCUACAGCCAGUUUGGCUUGUUUAUUGCUCUUUCUUAGUGGUCCAAAAUGAGAAAAUGUACAUAUUCUUUUGAAAGUAUAAUAAAGCUCAUUCUAUUUUGCAGUCAUCAUAUGGACCCAUUGUAUCCUUUUCUAAAUCUAAAGUACAUUAUGGGAUCUUGAUGAUCUUAUUUUUCCUCUAUUUUAAGAUAUUUUGCAAUUUAUGCUAAAAACUAUUUCAUAUAUUUCAUCAAUCAUUCCAAACUAUGUGAAACACAACUAAAAUAAUAAAAUGUAAUAAUAAUGGAGUCAUCCAGAACGAAGAUGCAGUAGUGUGAACAAUAUAUUUCUAAAGACAAAAAGGAAAUGUGGUAUUUUCAUCUAGUUGUCAUUCAAUAGGAAGGAUUUUAUCACACACUUUGCACCAAAAACCUGACCAUCCUGUUUGGCUACCAGAUGGUGUGACAGUAUUCUUCCAUGAAGCCUGCGCACAAUUUACUUGAUACAGUUUGUAAAUAAAGACGUGCUAAGGGCAGAUGUGUAUCCAGAGGUGAUUAGAAGAAAACAGAUGAUGUAGAAAUGGAAAGAAUUCGUUAGACUGGUCAUUCUAGUUUGUGUUUAUAAACCUAAAAUUGUUAUGAUUAUGGAGCAAAGAAAAUGGUCCUGCUCUCUUCAACAAAAUUAUACACCAUCAAAGUUUUCAAAAGUAUUGUUUUGAUGAUGCAAGUACAAAAAAAAAAUAAGCAGAAGCUAAGCUAGAACGUAUUAGA
Loxodonta africana (African savanna elephant) is the source of this 5882-nucleotide messenger RNA. It is a transcript of the gene KLHL35, whose product is annotated as kelch like family member 35. NCBI's taxonomy places the organism in Eukaryota, Metazoa, Chordata, Mammalia, Proboscidea, Elephantidae. The record is from RefSeq and is a predicted model, not a curated record. Bases 704 to 2452 code for a protein of 582 amino acids. Gene Ontology annotation, molecular function: protein binding. The transcript has 6 exons.